Molecule: messenger RNA, 1436 nt
Organism: Scheffersomyces amazonensis
Lineage: Eukaryota; Fungi; Ascomycota; Pichiomycetes; Serinales; Debaryomycetaceae
Product: GTPase
Exons: 1
Coding region: 235-1377 (380 amino acids)
Molecular function (GO): GTPase activity
Source: RefSeq, a predicted model, not a curated record
GUAAUUACGUAAUAUAUACGUUAUGAUACAUAGAUAGCUACUAUAUAAUAUAAUAUAAAUAUAUAUAUGUAUUGUAUUGAUAUAUGUAAUAUGUAAUUAUAUAUAGGAAGCUUAACUAUGUGCCUGCACACAAGACAGGACAAGACAAACCCCAAAAUAAAAUUAUUUAUAAUCGAUGGCCAUCACUAUCACCAAUUUUUCAGUAAUCUAUAACAUAACUACCAACCAGCAAAAAUGGCACCAUCUACAGUUAUAUGUAUUGGUAUGGCCGGGUCAGGAAAGACCACGUUUAUGCAAAGACUAAAUUCUCAUUUACAUUCAAAAAAGACUCCUCCUUAUGUAAUAAAUUUAGAUCCAGCAGUAUUAAAAGUACCAUUUGGAGCAAAUAUUGAUAUAAGAGAUUCAGUAAAAUAUAAAAAAGUUAUGGAAGAAUAUAAUUUAGGACCCAAUGGUGCUAUUGUGACUUCUUUAAAUUUAUUUGCUACUAAAAUUGAUCAAGUAAUUAAAUUAGUUGAAAAGAGAUCAGAUAAAGUUAAAAAUGUUAUAAUUGAUACUCCAGGACAAAUUGAAUGUUUUAUUUGGUCUGCCAGUGGUUCAAUUAUUACUGAAGCAUUUGCUUCAACAUUUCCAACCGUUAUAGCAUAUAUUGUUGAUACUCCAAGAAAUACAUCUCCUACAACAUUUAUUUCAAAUAUGUUAUAUGCUUGUUCAAUAUUAUAUAAAACAAAAUUACCAAUGAUUGUAGUAUUUAAUAAAACUGAUGUUAAAAAGGCUGAUUUUGCCAAGGAAUGGAUGCAAGAUUUUGAAGUAUUUCAAGCAGCAUUAAAGGAAGAUCAAGAUUUAAAUGGUGAAGAAGGUACAUCAUCAGGUUAUAUGAGUUCAUUAGUUAAUUCAAUGUCUUUAAUGUUAGAAGAAUUUUAUUCUCAAUUAGAUGUGGUAGGAGUUAGUGCAUAUACUGGAGAAGGAUUUGAUGAAUUUCUUGAUGCUAUAGAUAAUAAAGUUGAAGAAUAUAAUGAAUAUUAUAAAGCUGAAAGAGAUAGAAUAUUAAAGAAAAAGGAAGAAGAUGAAAAGAAACGUCAAGCAAAAUCUUUAGAUCAUUUAAUGAAAGAUUUAGAUAUUAAAGAUAAAAAGAAUAAAGAUAGUGAUGUAUUAUCUGAUUAUGAAGAUGAAGAAUUUGAUGAUGAAAAUAAUGGUGAAGUAUUACGAGAUGAAGAUGAACCAGAAAGAGAAUAUACAUUUCCAGAAGAUCGAAAUUCUGAAAUUAAUAGUAAAAAUGAUGCUGAUUUACAAGCUAGAUAUCAAGCAGCAUUUGAAGCAACUGCCAAGGAUGCAUCUAGUAAAACUUUGGAAACUAUGGCGGAAUAUAUAAGACGUUGAAUAGAAUGAAUGUAUAUAUAUAUAUAUAAUAUAACUAAAUAAAACUUUAAUUGUCAGGA